AUGCGACAGGUUCAGCCUGUGCAACCCAAAGCACAGAUAUUGCGUACCAACGUGGACGAACGCUUAAAUACUUGCACGCACGUGUUCGUUCGCAUUGACAGUGUACGCCGGCCACGUCAACCUCCUUAUUCUGGUUCGUACCGUGUCGUACGCAGAAGCGACAAGACGUUUACCAUUGAUUACAAUGGUAAGACUGAGACGAUCAACGUAGAUCGAAGCAAACCAGCGUUCCUCGACAAGUCUGGCUCUUCGUUGCAACAAGCACCUUCACAGCCUGUGCCAUCACAGCUCACACCGCAACCUCAGACGAGUCAGUUCGCUCCAGCAGAACCGACAACCUCAAACGACAGCACCCCUACUCGCCCUACUAUCGAUCGACGCGGUAGGAAACUCAAGCCGACUUCGUUAGCACUCACUAUUUUACAUAGAACGUGCCUUUGA
Dicrocoelium dendriticum is the source of this 441-nucleotide messenger RNA. Lineage: Eukaryota; Metazoa; Platyhelminthes; Trematoda; Plagiorchiida; Dicrocoeliidae. The record is from the annotation of a GenBank genome assembly.